Drosophila ficusphila is the source of this 684-nucleotide messenger RNA. Its product is annotated as accessory gland protein Acp29AB-like. The transcript has 2 exons. Lineage: Eukaryota; Metazoa; Arthropoda; Insecta; Diptera; Drosophilidae. Bases 1 to 684 code for a protein of 227 amino acids. The record is from RefSeq and is a predicted model, not a curated record. Gene Ontology annotation, molecular function: signaling receptor activity.
AUGCCGACGAUCCGGCACAUUUACCACCAGCAGAGGAGCAGCACUUGCGAUGCCCAGAAACUCAACGAGACCCAGGCGAAACUGGACAGGAUUGAGGGCAGGCAGACGGCGCUGGAGGCCAGCGUGGACACUUUGAAGACAUCCGUGGACAGGGAGGGAGAAACUCUGAAGGCUGGCCUCGCGAGCCUCGAGAAGUUGCUGGAGCAGAAGGAGGCUGCUUCGAAGCUCCUGCAGGCGAAAGUGGAUCGCAUUGAAGGCCAGCUGGCAGGCAUUGCGGAAGCCCUGUCCAAGGCCAUUAAAAACCUUCAGCACAGCAAGUUCGAGCGGAUCGGGGACCGGCUGCUCUGCGUGGGGAACAACAGUCGCCAGAAGUGGAGCCUGGCUGAGGAAGCCUGCCUCCAGAUGGGCGGUCACCUGGCCACCAUCCAGAACGAGGCGGAGCUCGCUGCCUUGGAGGGUAAACUGAAGAGGAACACUCCCUACUGGCUGGGCCUUUCUGACCUGGCCGAGCAGGGCCAGUUCGUCUCGGUGGCCACCGGAAGGCCAGCAGGCUUCUUCAACUGGCGAGCGACACAGCCGAACAACUUCAACAACAACGAUCGCUGCGUCAGUUUGUACAACUCAGAAAUGUACGACAGCGUUUGCGAGGAUGCUGAACAUUUCAUUUGUGAGGCAGCUUUCUGA